AUGAAAGCGCGCGGGCUUACCCGCCUCCGCUGGUAUUGCCAGGUGUGCCAGAAGGCGUGCAGGGAUGCAAAUGGGUACAAGCUCCAUGUUGAGUCCGAAUCGCACGCCCGGCAGCUCGCAGCCGUCACCGGUGAAGGCGGUCAGCGCGCUGGCAAGGUGGUGCAUGACUUUAGCUCGCAGUUUCAGCGCGAGUUUGUAAUUUUAUUGAGCAGGAGGUUUGGCACACGUCGCGUGCUUGCGAACCAAGUAUACCAAGAAUAUAUCCAGGACCGGCACCAUGUGCAUAUGAAUGCGACUCGAUGGGUGUCUUUGUCUGAGUUUGUAAAAUACUUGGGGCGUGCAGGGAUCGCACGCGUCGAGGAGAGCGAACUCGGGUGGUUCGUCACUUGGAUCGACAACUCGGCGUCUGCGCGCGCACGCCAAGACGCUCUACAAAAGAUGAACCGCACUAAGGCGGACGAUGAGCAGCGCACGCGGAAGCUGCUCAGUGAACAAAUCCAGCGUGCCAAGGAGCAGGGCAGCGGCAUGCAGACGGAGCGCCGCGAGGAAGGCAUGGUUCGGUCCGAAGCGCCCGUGAAGCUUGCCGUCUCGCUCAGCACAGAGGGUGCGCCAAAGCAGACGGACACACCUACUGCAGCUGUACACGCACCGAAUGCACCCAAGCCCGGUGUGUUUUCUAUGCGCAUGAACCCAUUAAAAGCUGCUAACACUACCUCAAAAUCAAACCCACUGGCCGACAAGCCUUCGAAAGAGAAGCGACGGCCGCCCCCUACUCACAUCGGCGCUGCCGAGCGCAUCAUCAUAGAGGAACAGCAGCGCGCCGAGACGCUAAAACGCAAAGACGCGCAGCAGCGCCCGCUCGGUCCGUCGAUGAACACGGGCGUGAAACGAAGUCGGUUUUAA
Malassezia vespertilionis is the source of this 903-nucleotide messenger RNA. RefSeq lists its product as uncharacterized. Gene Ontology annotation, molecular function: double-stranded DNA binding. The transcript has a single exon. Gene Ontology annotation, cellular component: nucleus. The coding region runs from base 1 to 903 and encodes 300 amino acids. The record is from RefSeq and is a predicted model, not a curated record. Gene Ontology annotation, biological process: DNA replication; DNA damage response. Lineage: Eukaryota; Fungi; Basidiomycota; Malasseziomycetes; Malasseziales; Malasseziaceae.